UCCCUCAAGUGAUCCAACCGGCUAGGGGAGUUGCGCGAUUUGGUUAAAGGGCGAGGCCAGCCUUCGGGGGCUGGGCUUCGGCGCGCUCUCUCCGUCCGCGCUCACUCCCGUGCCGCGGCCCGGGACGUGGGGAGUCUGGGUCUCCCCUUACCGCCUCCGGGGAAACCAGAGUGAGACCCUCCCUGACCCUCUCGGCCGGCCGCCGGCUGGCGAGGCGCGUUCCCGGCGGGGUCCCCGCUGCAACCGCCGGGACUCCAGCCUCGCACGGGAGGGGGCGCGGCCGUGACUCACCCCCUGCCCCCUUCGCUCCCUCCCUCUCUCGCAGACAGACUCCCUCCCCUGCCGUCCCGCGGUGGACUCCGGCUCCGGCUCCCGCAGCGGCUCGCAGCCUCCGCCGCUGCCACCUAUUCGCUGGCCGCUCAGGUGGCCGCCGCCUCGAUGUUCUAAUCCGGGGCCCCCGAGCCAGACUCGGCCGGGCUGCCUUCACCCUCCGCCGGAAUCAUGAGGGCGAUUGGGGCUCUCGAGGUGCUGGGCUUCCUUCUCAGCCUGGCCCGGGGUUCCGAGAUGGGCAGCUCGCAGGCAGUGUGUCCUGGGACCCUGAACGGGCUGAGCGUCACUGGCGAUGCUGAGAACCAGUACCAGACGCUGUACAAGCUCUACGAGCGGUGUGAGGUGGUGAUGGGUAACCUGGAGAUUGUGCUCACGGGACACAAUGCUGACCUUUCCUUCCUGCGGUGGAUCCGAGAAGUGACGGGCUAUGUCCUCGUGGCCAUGAACGAAUUCUCCACACUGCCUUUGCCUAACCUCCGAGUGGUCCGGGGAACCCAGGUCUAUGAUGGGAAGUUUGCCAUCUUUGUCAUGUUGAAUUACAAUACCAACUCCAGCCACGCUCUGCGCCAGCUCCGUUUCACUCAGCUGACUGAGAUUCUGUCAGGUGGUGUUUACAUUGAGAAAAACGACAAACUUUGCCAUAUGGAUACAAUCGACUGGAGGGACAUCGUGAGGGUUCGAGGUGCUGAGAUAGUGGUGAAGAACAAUGGUGGAAACUGUCCCCCCUGUCAUGAGGUCUGCAAGGGGCGAUGCUGGGGACCUGGACCAGAAGACUGCCAGAUAUUGACUAAGACCAUCUGUGCCCCUCAGUGUAAUGGUCACUGCUUUGGGCCCAACCCUAACCAGUGCUGUCAUGAUGAAUGUGCAGGGGGCUGCUCUGGACCCCAGGACACAGAUUGCUUUGCCUGCCGACACUUCAAUGACAGCGGAGCCUGUGUGCCCCGAUGUCCACAGCCUCUUGUGUACAACAAGCUAACAUUCCAGCUGGAGCCCAACCCUCAUACCAAGUAUCAGUACGGAGGGGUCUGUGUGGCUAGCUGUCCCCAUAACUUUGUGGUGGAUCAGACAUCUUGUGUCAGGGCUUGUCCUCCUGACAAGAUGGAAGUGGAUAAAAAUGGACUCAAGAUAUGUGAGCCUUGUGGAGGGCUGUGCCCAAAAGCCUGUGAGGGGACAGGCUCCGGAAGCCGCUUCCAGACUGUGGACUCCAGCAACAUUGAUGGGUUUGUGAACUGUACCAAGAUCCUGGGCAACUUGGACUUCCUCAUCACUGGCCUCAACGGUGACCCCUGGCACAAGAUCCCUGCACUGGACCCAGAGAAGCUCAAUGUUUUUAGGACAGUACGAGAGAUCACAGGGUACCUAAACAUCCAGUCCUGGCCACCUCACAUGCACAACUUCAGUGUUUUUUCCAAUCUGACAACCAUCGGGGGCAGAAGCCUCUACAACCGGGGCUUUUCCUUGUUGAUCAUGAAGAACCUGAAUGUCACAUCUCUGGGGCUCCGGUCCCUGAAGGAAAUCAGUGCUGGGCGUGUCUACAUCAGCGCCAAUCAGCAGCUUUGCUACCACCACUCUUUGAACUGGACCAGACUGCUUCGGGGGCCUUCCGAAGAGAGACUUGACAUCAAGUACAACCGGCCUCAGAGAGAGUGUGUGGCAGAGGGCAAAGUGUGUGAUCCACUGUGCUCCUCUGGGGGAUGCUGGGGCCCAGGCCCUGGUCAGUGCUUGUCGUGUCGAAACUACAGCCGAGAAGGUGUUUGUGUGACUCACUGCAACUUUCUGAAAGGGGAACCUCGGGAGUUCGUUCAUGAGGCUGAAUGCUUCUCCUGCCACCCAGAGUGCCUACCCAUGGAAGGCGCCAGCACAUGCAAUGGCUCGGGCUCUGAUGCUUGUGCUCAGUGCGCUCAUUUUCGUGACGGGCCCCACUGUGUGAACAGCUGCCCCCAUGGAGUCCUAGGUGCCAAGGGUCCAAUCUACAAGUACCCGGAUGCUCAGAAUGAAUGUCGGCCCUGCCAUGAGAACUGCACCCAGGGGUGUAAAGGACCAGAACUACAAGACUGUUUAGGCCAAACAGAGGUGUUAAUGAGCAAACCCCAUCUGGUGAUAGCUGUGACAGUAGGACUGGCCGGGAUUCUCCUGAUUCUGGGAGGCUCUUUUCUCUAUUGGCGCGGACGCAGGAUUCAGAAUAAAAGGGCUAUGAGGCGCUACUUGGAACGCGGUGAGAGCAUUGAGCCUCUGGAUCCCAGUGAGAAGGCAAACAAAGUCUUGGCCAGAAUCUUUAAAGAGACAGAGCUGAGGAGGCUUAAAGUGCUUGGUUCUGGUGUCUUUGGAACAGUACACAAGGGGGUUUGGAUUCCUGAGGGUGAGUCCAUCAAGAUUCCAGUCUGCAUUAAAGUCAUUGGGGACAAGAGUGGGCGGCAAAGCUUUCAAGCUGUGACAGAUCAUAUGCUGGCCAUUGGCAGCCUAGACCAUGCCCACAUUGUACGGCUCCUGGGACUGUGCCCGGGGUCAUCUCUGCAGCUGGUCACUCAGUACCUGCCUCUGGGCUCCCUCCUUGACCAUGUGAGACAGCAUCGAGGGACACUGGGACCACAGCUGCUGCUCAACUGGGGAGUACAAAUUGCCAAGGGUAUGUAUUACCUUGAGGAGCAUGGCAUGGUGCACAGGGACCUGGCGCUCCGCAACGUGCUGCUCAAGUCGCCGAGCCAGGUCCAGGUGGCAGACUUCGGUGUGGCUGACCUAUUGCCGCCAGACGACAAGCAGCUACUGCACAGCGAGGCCAAGACUCCAAUUAAGUGGAUGGCUCUUGAGAGUAUCCACUUUGGGAAAUACACACACCAGAGUGAUGUCUGGAGUUAUGGUGUAACAGUCUGGGAGUUGAUGACCUUUGGGGCAGAGCCCUAUGCAGGGCUACGACUGGCUGAAGUACCAGACCUGCUGGAGAAGGGAGAGCGGUUAGCACAGCCCCAGAUCUGCACCAUUGAUGUCUACAUGGUCAUGGUCAAGUGUUGGAUGAUUGAUGAGAAUAUUCGCCCAACCUUUAAAGAACUAGCCAAUGAGUUUACCAGGAUGGCUCGUGACCCACCGCGCUAUCUGGUCAUAAAGAGAGAGAGCGGGUCUGGAAUACAUCCUGCAGCAGAGCCCUCUUCUCUGACCAACAAACAGUUGGAAGAGGUAGAGCUGGAGCCAGAACUGGACCUAGACUUGGACUUGGAGGCAGAGGAGGACAGCCUGGCGACCACACUGGGUUCUGUCCUCAGCUUGCCUGUGGGAACGCUCACGCGGCCACGUGGGAGCCAGAGUCUUUUAAGUCCCUCGUCUGGAUACAUGCCCAUGAACCAGAGUAAUCUUGGGGAAGCUGGUCUGGAUUCUGCAGUUUUGGGGGGCCAUGAACAGCUUUCUCAUCCCAUCUCUCUGCACCCAAUUCCACGGGGACGUCUGCAGUCAGAGUCAUCAGAGGGCCAUGUAAUAGGCUCUGAGGCUGAACUCCAAGAGAAAGUAUCAGUGUGUCGGAGCAGGAGCCGGAGCCGGAGCCCACGGCCACGUGGAGACAGUGCUUACCAUUCGCAGCGACACAGCCUGCUUACCCUUGUCACGCCACUCUCCCCACCAGGCUUAGAGGAAGAGGACGGCAAUGGCUACGUCAUGCCAGAUACACACCUUAGAGGCACAGCCUCCUCCCGGGAAGGCACCCUUUCUUCAGUAGGUCUCAGUUCUGUGCUGGGUACUGAAGAAGAAGAUGAAGACGAAGAGUAUGAAUAUAUGAACCGGAAGAGAAGAAACAGCCCACCUCGGCCCCCUAGGCCUGGCUCACUUGAGGAGCUGGGUUAUGAGUACAUGGAUGUGGGCUCAGACCUCAGUGCUUCUCUGGGCAGCACACAGAGUUGCCCACUCCAUCCUAUGGCCGUCAUGUCCUCUGCUGGCACAACUCCAGAUGAGGACUAUGAAUAUAUGAACCGCAGACGUGGCGUGGGUGGUGCCGGAGGGGAUUAUGCAGCCAUGGGGGCCUGCCCAGCAGCUGAACAAGGCUACGAAGAGAUGCGAGCUUUCCAGGGGCCUGGACAUCAUGCCCCACAUGUUCGCUAUGCCCGCCUCAAAACUCUGCGUAGUUUAGAAGCCACUGACUCUGCCUUUGACAACCCUGAUUACUGGCAUAGCAGACUUUUCCCCAAGGCUAAUGCCCAGAGAACAUAACACCUGCUCCUUGAGACUCUCAGGGAGCAUUUGAUGGCAGCUAGUUCCUCUUGAGGGUACCCCUUCCUCACCCCUCUUCCUCAGGUCCCAUUCCCAUUUCUCCAGUCCAAGACAAUGCCAUCCGACCUUUGGAGACCUGUAAGCAUAUCCUCACAAGAUCUUUGUGGUAUGUAGCCAGCUGUGUACUCUCUCUUCCCCAGCCCCAGGAAAAGAGAAGGGUUCCGUAUUUGUCUACUUUCCCAAUCCCAUUCCUCAGCUUUCUCAGGGAGAUGCCCUGCAGACAUGAAGGAUUACUUUCUAGCUCCUUUCUCUCAAGUUCUUGCUUGGAUUAGACUCUUAGGCUAUGCCUUUCUUUCUCAUUAGGCUGUCCUAAGAGAAGAAAUAGACCUGGAAGAGGAAAGUAAACUUUUGGCUUAUAAGACUUAAUCCCAGGGAAAGAUUGAGAAGCUUAAAACUUUAUGGAAUAAAGAAAGUUGGGAGUAGAUACCAAUAACUAUGGAUUGAACAUUUCCUGUGAGCUAGGCAUUCUCAUGCUGAACUCUGUCUACUAUCUCAAUUAAAGGCUCUCUGUAUUUGUAAGGUAGAGCUGAUCCCAUUUUACUCCAUACAGGAGUCCCGAGUGUUCCAAGGUAGCCAAUAGGUCCCAGAAUCUGUGAAGAGUACUGAAUUUUGUAGUUUUUAAAAGAAUGUUUUAGUUGUUGUACAAAACUGCAUUCUGUAGUUUAGUGACUUCUUUUGUUGUGGUGGUUUUGUUUUUGUUUUUCAAGACAGGGUUUCUCUGUGUAGCCUUGGCUGUCCUGGACACACUGGCCUUGAACUCACAGAGAUCUGCCUGCCUCUGCCUCCCAAGUGCUAGAAUUACAGGUGUGUGCUAGCACGCCCACCUAGUGGACUUUUCAAUGUUAACUAAGAACUCAUUCAUUAUGGUCAUGACUUUUUUAGUUUGAAGGGCCACAGCAAAAGCAGUACUAAUUUUUCUAAGUUUAUAAGUUCAUGGGUUUGUUAUUAUAGAUAUUACCAAACAGUGCCCCUCUCCCCGUAUGGUCAAGAAUUUUCACCUUUUAUCAAACAAAAAGCACUUCUGUUUGACAUGUGUGAAUUGCCAGCAUCACUACUCCUGCACUUUGAGCCCAUUUUUAGGUAACAUUAGAGUACUAUCAUAUCACUGUUGAUCAGCCUAAUAGAUAGGUGGGUAAUUAAGUGACUGAAGAGCAAAUUCAGUGUGGAUGCAUUAGACAAAGAGAUGAUUUCUUUACCAAGUGGAACAGAAAAGGAUGGUUGUAAUUUCACCAUGCUACUCAGAAUGGUGUGCAAUUUAAACUUUAGGGACUAUUUAUUUCAGGAAUUUAUUUCAACAUUUUCAGAUUGCAGUUGAUCAUAGGUUACUAAAACUGUGGAGAGCAAAACCUCAGAUAACAGAGGACUGAGCCUUGAAGAAAUUAAGCAGGUCCAGGAUUCAAAGUCUUCCUAAUUCCAAUGCCUGUGAUAAGAUGUCAAGGAGUACCUAUGUCAAACCCUUGUCGGGGUGUUGCGUAUGUAUGAAACAGGGUCUUACUCUGUAGACUGGCCUGGAACUGUGUAGCUCAGGAUGACCUUGAACUCAAUUCACAGGAUCCUGCGUUAGCCUCCCAAAAGCUGUGGCUACAGAAAGAGUGAGCUACCAGACUCCGUUUAUGCACUGAAUCAAGCAAAUGCCAGCAGCCACAUUUUCCUCCAGCACCCAGGCCUUUCAUUCCAGCAAGGAGUGGAGACAACACAGAAGGACAAGACAACUGGAGUUUUGUGUAAGCCACAGGCCAUUUAUGUUGUAGAGACACACUCCUUACAAGCCAACUCACAAAGGUUCUUAACCAGUAAUGAGAAACUUCUGGUGGGAAAGAGGAUCCAUCUUCAGACCUCAGUCUUCCUGGAUGGGAAUCGGGGGGGAAAAUGUCUUCUUGUCUUUUUUUUUAAUAUGUGUCUGAAUAAAAAUGCCAAAGUUUU
Messenger RNA from Meriones unguiculatus (Mongolian gerbil), 6504 nucleotides. RefSeq names its product erb-b2 receptor tyrosine kinase 3 (gene Erbb3). The record is from RefSeq and is a predicted model, not a curated record. Gene Ontology annotation, cellular component: signaling receptor complex; basal plasma membrane. Gene Ontology annotation, biological process: cell surface receptor protein tyrosine kinase signaling pathway; multicellular organism development; positive regulation of cell population proliferation. Lineage: Eukaryota; Metazoa; Chordata; Mammalia; Rodentia; Muridae. The transcript is spliced from 28 exons. Gene Ontology annotation, molecular function: ATP binding; neuregulin binding; neuregulin receptor activity. Bases 502 to 4521 code for a protein of 1339 amino acids.